AUGACAGAUCAAAAAUAUUAAAUGAAACUGUAUACAAAAGUAACAUUAGCAAUUCCAUCUCUUUUGAAGCAAACUUUGGAAUAGGUAUUGGGUAAGGAAUAAUAAUAAAGGAAUUCCUUUGAAUUAAACUUUAAUUUUUUUAAUUCUCUUCUUUAAAACAACAGUCAGAAACAGAAGAAAGCCCUUAACAAUGACAUUAAGCAUCAAGAAUAAAGGGUAAAGAUACAAGUUAUUAAAAUUGUUUUAUCCAAGAUUGAGAAAUGUGAAAAAGUUUUUGGAUGUCAUUUUGUGCAUUCUACUUUUGAAAAUUCAUCAGGUUCAUCGUCUUCCGCAAUAAAUUAAUACAGGGAAAGCUAUUACGAUAAAUUUUGCAAUACUUUUUCGAUUUUUCCAAACAUUGAAAGUACCAAUACAAUUGAGAUUUAUAAUACUGCUUUCUCAUUACAUGGAUUAUUGAGAAUUGCGAUGUAGUUAUGAUAUUUGAUUAAGGAGCUUUAGACAAUUAAUUGGUAAAGCUAAGAUAAUAAUGCACUUUUGAAAAUUAUAAUGAUGUUAUAGCGGGAUGUCUUUUAUAAAUGAAUUGCUCUUAACAUUUUCCUGGUCAUUAGAACGGAGACUUAAGAAAAUUGUAUACUAAUCUUGUUCCUUAUCUUCGUUAACAUUUUUUAAAAUGUGCCUUUACACCUAUUGAUACUAGGUAAGAUUUGAACUACUAAUUAACCAAACUAAGUCUACCUAACUAUUCUUAUUUCUCUUUUCAAAAUCCAACCAGAAAUUUAUCCUUGCUCAAGCAUUGA
Molecule: messenger RNA, 797 nt
Organism: Paramecium octaurelia
Lineage: Eukaryota; Ciliophora; Oligohymenophorea; Peniculida; Parameciidae
Source: the annotation of a GenBank genome assembly